GAGUACUCUCCUCAACUUUCCAUUUUUUGUUUAGGUCAGUAGCUUUACUCUGAGAUUUGAUACAAUGAAAGCCUUUUUGGAAUUAGGAGUGCUGUGCCUUUUAGCUUGCUUGAUUUGGGCUGAUCACCAUCAACAAGUGACUGUGGAAUGCACCCUUCUCAUGUUCCGGGUGUCAGUGAAAAAAAAUCUAUUUAGAUCUGGAACAUUAGUGAGACCUGAAGAACUAACGCUUGGUUCGGGUUGUCCAGUUAACGGGGAGUUUCCAGAUAAAUAUGAGCUAUUUUAUUCUGUGACCGAGUGCGGGAUUCAAGCUCUGGCUAUGGAAACGCAUGUGAUUUAUAGAACGGAUCUCCAUUAUAUCUCAUUAUAUCCUGUUUUUGGUCAUCGUUCACGUGAUUUCCCCUUGUCCUGCAAAGUGUUCAAGGGACUACAGUUCUCUGAUUCAGAGGAAGAUGAAACCAUUCUACCACAAAGCAAAAGAAGAGGUGCCGUGAAAAUGUGGCCUUCUUUGGGCCCCCCCCAAUGGAGUCCGGAAUACCAGGCAAUGAUGAAAAAACGGAACGAAGACCUUUUAGCACGACAGAAUGAAUCUUGCCCCGUGGAAUCCUGCUCCGCCUUGACUCAGAGCUCUCCAGUUUGCCACCUUUUCCAUGGAGAUAUUGGACUGCUUGCAUCUUGAGAGACUACUGAAGGGGCAGCCAAGGACAGUCAACUUUGUGAGCCUCACAACUCUGGUUCUGAACUUCAGAAACUGGCAUUGCCCAAGCUCUCCCUGCUGAGCUUUUUGUCCUUAAAAAUUUUUUUUUUAAGGAAUAAAUCUCCCUAGCAUUGCCCUUAUUUUAUAAUUCCUGUACAGAAGGGGACUGUGUAGGUUUUAAAUUUUAAUGUUCAUGUCUCAUUUUUAAUCUGUUACUAAUAAUUCUAAUUUGUGCUAAUAAAUAAAAGCAUGGAAAUAUUUGAUAAAAAUACACGCUGCUUUUACUUUUUUACCAUUG
This is a messenger RNA of Sarcophilus harrisii (Tasmanian devil), 995 nucleotides long. RefSeq lists its product as uncharacterized. Bases 65 to 679 code for a protein of 204 amino acids. Lineage: Eukaryota; Metazoa; Chordata; Mammalia; Dasyuromorphia; Dasyuridae. The record is from RefSeq and is a predicted model, not a curated record. The transcript has 5 exons.